Fundulus heteroclitus (mummichog) is the source of this 4800-nucleotide messenger RNA. RefSeq names its product zinc finger protein 865. Bases 523 to 2874 code for a protein of 783 amino acids. The transcript is spliced from 4 exons. Gene Ontology annotation, biological process: negative regulation of transcription by RNA polymerase II; regulation of immune system process; regulation of cytokine production. NCBI's taxonomy places the organism in Eukaryota, Metazoa, Chordata, Actinopteri, Cyprinodontiformes, Fundulidae. The record is from RefSeq and is a predicted model, not a curated record.
AGAAAAGUGUCUUUUUAAUCAGAAACAUGUUUAGAAAUAUUUACUCUGUAUUUUUUAUAAGCUUUAUUGUGGGAAAUUACUUUUUAUUCAAUAUCGAAUCAGCACAAAGUGGGAGGGACGCUGUGCUCUGAUUGGUUGUCGCGAUUCGGGAGAGUUUCAGGGAUUGGUCGCUAAGGUGACGGCGUUUUUUACGUUUUUGUAGCGUCACACGACGCGUACUACUGUGCGCCUUUCUUCUGCGUUUUACGGUACCUUUUUUUUGUCAUCACUUCCGUAAAACGGGGGCUUGCGUUGUUUAUGUGUUCUUAUGGCACCAAUUAACUGUUGCUAGCUAAAAAUCUGGCUUGACGGGAACCCCAAACGGAGCAAAUGGAAAAAGAUGCGAGCUGUGAGCGCGCAGCGGGCCUAACGCCGGUCUGUGGCCGCCUGCAGGAGACCUGAAAGCCGGGCGGAUCCUCCUCUCUCCUGGGUUUUUUAAAGUUUAGCCUCAUUUUUCGGGGACUGGCUGGGAUUACGUUCAUCAUGUUGAACGGCGUGGCUCUGCGCUCCCAGAUCGCCUCCGUGAUCAACGCCCUGGCCAAAGCGGCCGUGGCAGAGAUCUCCAAAGUUGUGGAGGACGGGAUGGUGGUGCUGCGGCUGGAGAUGUGUCAGCGGGAGGAUGAGAUCGAGAGGCUGAAGAGCAGCAUGGAGGUCCUGCAUGGAGAGCUGAGGGCGGCGCGGCAGGCGGAGACCCAGCGGCCGGAGAUCCAGCGGCCGGAGCACCGCGCUGCAGACGAAAGGCAGAGGGGUGUUGGAGGUGAGAAGAUCUUGGUUGCAAACGUUCCUUCUGUUGAGCAACCCAGCGAGCCACCUGUGCCCGAAGUGCAAGUGAAAUGCGAACCUGUGGAGGAGGGAAGCGAGGACGCCAGAGGACGGCUGGAGAGGCCGGUGGAAGGCUCUCUGUACGGAGGUGGGCAGUGGAGAUCAGGGCCACCGAAGGAGGCCGGAGGCGGCAGCUCUGAAUACUUAACUUUGGGUCAGAACUCCUUGUCGUGUCUCUCCGAGCCACCGUUGGACGCCGGGCUCGUUCUGUCCUGCAGCGGCUCCGCCGGAUUCCCGCAGAGCCAGUUCAGCCGUGGGCUUGUGGGCUACAACCAGUACAGGAACACGGUGCGGAGGCGGACCGCGAAGAGGCUGAUGUUCAAGAAGGGCUUCAUCUGUCCGUACUGCGGCAAGUACUUCGAGCGAGCCGGCCACCUCGAGAGACACAAGAGGAUUCACACCGGCGAGAAACCGUACCGCUGUGAGAUCUGUGGACGGCGCUUCAAUCAGAACUGCAGCCUUAAGGAGCACAUGAAGAUUCACAGGAGAGGUCUUCAGCCGAGAGCAGGCGAGGUCCAGAUAGGCCAACAGCUCCCGAUCCCACCGGUGAAUCCGUGUGUGGAAAGGCGUCGCCCUGAGGAGGCCGGCCAAGUGAAGGCUGAAGAUAACCAAGCAAAGACCGAGGAGGUGCUGCCGACUCCUGUCCAGGUGAAGUCUGAGCCGCUCGAGGAAAGUAUAACGCAACCGCAGCAUCACGUGAAUCCCAAUCAGACCACGAACAGAGCGGACAACGUGGGCGAAAGCGUCACACCAGGGGACCAGGGCGGCCAGCUGUGGGCCUCCAGGCUACAGAACAAUCCAGGACUGAGCAGAACCGAAGCCGUCAACAGCUCGUCGUCGCAGAACACGUCUUCCUUCCCCGCCAUCGCCCAGUUACUCCAGCCGCCGGAGGAAGCUUCGUACGGCAACUUCUCUGUCCGAGGAAAACUGUACGGGCAGCUGAAGAACAGCGGCGUCCCGCAGACCCCUUACGGCUCCUCUGGGACCAUCAUCAUCUCCGGUAACCCGGGCUUCCACGGCGCGGCGGAGGCCUCCAACCACCACAGGCAGAGGAAAAACAGGUCGUUUCCGGUUUUGAAACCGAAGAAGUGUUUCGUUUGCACGUACUGCGGGAAGGUGUUUGAGCGAGCCGGACACCUGGAAAGACACCUGCGCAUCCACACCGGGGAGAAGCCGUACGGCUGCCAAAUCUGCGGAAGGUGCUUCAAUCAGAAGAGCAGCCUGAAAGGGCACAUGAAGACCCACAGGAACGGGAUGACGACAGACAUGCUAGAGGCCCAUCACCUGAUGUUCUCUGUGCCCGACAAUCAGCUGAUGGAGAACUACGUGGAGACCAGUAACGGACCGCCGGCCGCAGAGGAGGGCCAGUCUCCCGGCCCCGCCUUCUCUCACGCCGUUAAAGAGGAACCCGCCCCGGCGAACCUGGAGCCCAACGGGGACACUUUCCUCGGCGUGUCCCAGGCGGACGCUGACGACAGAGCAGGCGCAGCAGACAAGCGUUUGCUGUGGACGUCCGCAGUGGAGGAAAGCUUCGACGGCCCCGACCAAUCCGUCUGUGUGCUUUUACAGGACGUGAAGUACCACGUCGGCUCGGCGGCCGCGGGAGGCAGCGAGCAGCAGGGAUUCGCCUCGCCGCUAAAUGAUCUGGCCUUUAUAGACAACAAAGCACAGGAGGAUCAGUAUUCAACGGCGGCGCUGCAGCACAGGACCUCAGAUCUAAGCCACGAGUUGGCUGCGAGGGAUUUCUGCCCGGAGAGGGACGGCGUGAGCCAGGACGGCGUCUACGAGUUUACGCUGAGGGCUUCGGACCGCUACGAGGACGCCUGCGGCGGAGACCCCGCCAGGCAGAACUACAUCUGCUCCAGCUGCGGGCAAAGCUUCGAUAGUUUCCAUAUUUUCCAGGAGCACCAGUGUGACAAAGUCCCCGAGCAGCCGUUCAGCUGUGAGAUGUGCGGGAAGACGUUUAACCAGCUGAGCAUCCUGAAACUGCACCUUAAGCUACAUGCAAGAUAAACCCGUCGGCUUUCUGAGCAACACACCUUCUCUGCCGCCCGCCGUGUCUGGCUGACAAAAACAAGACUGUUUUCUCCUGGGACUGAAAUAAAAACACAAAGAACUAAAGAUAAUGACAGAUUUCAGCUCCAUUUUUGACACUUGAACCUUUUUCUUUUUUGUACUGUAAAGACUAAUCAGAGAAAACACUAAUAAUGGUUAUUAUCUUCUGUUUACUGAAAUUAUUUCUGUUGUUUGUUGGUUUGUAACAUUAAGAAAAGAAAAAUCUCUCCUGAAACUCAGAAUGUUGUUGAAACAAACUAAAAUUUAAAGGUGCAUAGCCACGUUAUUUGACUCUUUUUAUUUAUACAUCAGUAGCUCACUCUGGUUACCUACAAAGCUUUUAUGAACGAUUAUCACGUCCCAGCUGGCGUAUUAGUCGUUGUUUGACCGUUUUACACUUUGUUUUUGCUCAAUUUGUCCUUUGAGUUUAUUUAUAAUAACAACGGAUGUACAGUGCUGUGGAUAUGCAGGAAGCAGCUAACGGCUAUUAGCAUCUCCCAGCGAACUGUGGAAACAAUGAAAAAAGGUCCAAGAUCCAGUGAAGAUAUAAACGCAAAAAUAAAUGAUUUCAAGAGGGAAAAGACUUGAAUGUCUCUGGAAAUACAGUCUGAACGAUGGUGUUCACUGAAGCUAAACCUGCCGAGGCUCAGAUGUGACCGCAGAGUUGACUGACAUAAAUAAACGUCCUUAUCAAUACUGUGAUAAUAGUAAUAAUAAUGCGCUUCUUAGCCUCUACAGUCUUAAGUACAAACAAGAUUAUAAAUAGAUCAAUCGAUUCAUUGUUCUUACCAUAAUGCUGUGUCCCUGUUUAUGAACGGGAAUUUUCUUUCUCCUUGAUGCUCUGAUAUGAGGCUCGUAAAGUUGCUGAAAAUCAGUGUAUGUAAUUGAUAACAAUAAUUAAUAAUUCAAUCUCGCUGAGCUGCUGCUUUGCAGAGGGUCAGGCUCGGGCCGGCAUUAUUUAGCAGUGAUUUAUUAGUCGGCAUCUGGCUUUCUGGUAGUUCUGCGGUACUGCCUGUAGAUGGCGCCACAUCUGUUUAUAUCUGCUCAUCGCGCCUGUUGCUGGAGUUCAAUUUAGGCUGAAAAAUAACGAUCAAAACACUUUCAUGAUAGACGCUUGGUAUAUACUGUAUAACCUUAUUUUGUCAUGAUCAACUGGAUUUUGGUCUUUUUGGUACAGGCAUAUAAUGUGGCAAUGCACCUUUAAAGUCAAAUAACUUUUUUUAGGCUAAAAUAAGCAAUGCCUAUUUCUGAAAUAAUAACUUAAGAGGACAUAAACACAUAAUCUCAUUAAUAUGAGCCCACUGGGGAGUUGUGACAAAAAGAAUGAACGGCUUUUCAACUUCAGACUUUUACAAACGAGGACAUAAUAAAUAAGAAAUAGUCCUCCCCCAAUUAUUUAACCUUAAGUUUAAAACACACACACAAACAUUUGUGAAAUUAAGAGGAAACAAAAAAGCUGUGUUGAAAACAAAGUGCACCCUUGUGGAUCAUGAGGACUCAGGACAAAAAGUUGCACCCAAGCGUUGCUCAUCAAAUAAUCAUUUAAUUACCUGGUGGUCUUCAAUAAAUGUGCCCUAUUUAAAAAAAAAGCAGGAGUGUUGUCAGGUUUCUGCUCUGCGUUAACACAACGCUGAGGCAGGAAGCAGGGAGCGCUCCCUGAAGACGGCUUCUUCUCGUCCCAGAAAGACAUGGGUCGACUUUGGACCAAGGAGACCAAAGAAGAGAUGUAGCUUAGCCCAGACCAGAUCACCAUCAGGACAAUGAUCCUAAACAGAGCAGCAGAUAAAAUGGCUGGAAAGAGAAAAAAGUCAAAGUCCAGAACUCAGUGGGAGCUGAGCCGCACAGAAGAACGGCUCAGAUGUCCUCAGAAAUUACGCGCUGCUG